UCACGCUGGUUGGAGAGUAUAAAACAGACAAACAUACUUCGAGCUUCAAUUACCAACUUAACAAUUUCCAUCACUAAAACUCGACAGAACCACACGAUCAAAAUGUCACCACGUUCAGGAGCUAUGAUGUCCAACGUCGGGAAUCCUCAGGUAUACGAAGCGAAUGAGCAAAGAACGUCAAAACAGACAGACCAGAAUCCGAAAAAGAAGUAUGAUGAGGGGCAGGAACACGCACACCUGGAUAUCGAUUCCAAAGACGAACGGAGCAUAGGCAAUAGACUAGCUGCUGCCAUCAAGCACUCACGUAGUGAAGAAUCAUUGAACCCCUUGGUGGAUCCUAACGUCAAUCCUCUUGGACCAGCCACUUCUCAUGGAAAUGAACCAUCGAAAGGAGCCAAGGUAGACGCAGAACUCAAAGCCGAGGAAGAGGAAUUAUUGAGGCGGAAGGGGAAGGCGUGAUUGUUUCUGUGACGAUCAUGUGUAAAACUCAUCUCACUUGGCAUGCUGCGCUGCAAUUGUACGCUAUAUUCAGGA
Molecule: messenger RNA, 534 nt
Organism: Suillus subaureus
Lineage: Eukaryota; Fungi; Basidiomycota; Agaricomycetes; Boletales; Suillaceae
Exons: 3
Coding region: 103-459 (118 amino acids)
Source: RefSeq, a predicted model, not a curated record